Messenger RNA from Hemibagrus wyckioides, 4622 nucleotides. RefSeq names its product homeodomain interacting protein kinase 3b (gene hipk3b). Gene Ontology annotation, cellular component: nucleus; cytoplasm; PML body. The record is from RefSeq and is a predicted model, not a curated record. Gene Ontology annotation, biological process: peptidyl-threonine phosphorylation; peptidyl-serine phosphorylation. Lineage: Eukaryota; Metazoa; Chordata; Actinopteri; Siluriformes; Bagridae. The transcript is spliced from 16 exons. The coding region runs from base 467 to 4246 and encodes 1259 amino acids. Gene Ontology annotation, molecular function: protein serine/threonine kinase activity; protein tyrosine kinase activity; ATP binding.
UUUGUUCGAUUACUCCGUGUUCGAGCUUCUGUGUCCGAGCGCUCUGCGUUCGGUUGCUCAGGUCUGAGCUCUGUGACAUAAACUCCAAAACAUUUGUCUCGCGCAGCUGAGAGUCGGUGAGAUCAGCGCAGAGGGAAGAAGCACAGAGAUGAAGCGUAGCUCGUUUCCCGGUUAGAGACGGGGGCUCCGCCGCCCUGCCGAGCACACCGACACGCGGCACCGCCUCACCAUGCCCCGGGACUGUGUGCGGUUUCUCUGAGCGUUGAUAUGUGUGAGCUUUACGUGUUUGACAUGCGCGAGACAUGAGCGGUGCUGUUGUUAUUAGCAGGCGCGAGCUCUCAUCUCCAGUUGUGCAGGACAAGAUGGCAGCAGUGCACACAGAUGGACACGCUAUGAGUUAUUAUAUGAGUGUAUAAAAUGUCCGGAGAAACAUUGGAGCUAACCAACUGUUACUCUACGUGAAGGUAUGGCCUCACAAGUCUUGGUCUACCCACCACAUGUUUAUCAAACUCAGACAAGUGCCUUUUGCAGUGUGAAGAAACUUAAAGUCGAACCCAACAACUGUGUUUACCAUGAGAGGGCCUUCCCACUGACUUUUUUGAAUGGUAGAACCCUUGGCAUCGGACAGCCAACGAAAUUUGCACCGACGUACAAGACACGGGACUUUGCAGGGGGCAGAAACCGUGGGGACUUUCCAGUGCAGACUGUCGCUGUACAAGGUGUACAACGACAACCAACCAGUGCAGCAGCACAUCACCAAGAAAGAGGUGUCCCUUUACAGGGCAAAGAGCUGAAACAUCUGGAAAAAGGCAGGAGCAGCAGUGGAGCUACAGGGGCAUCUGGAGGGGUCAGGGGUGAGGACAACAGGAGUAGUGGGGGAGAAGGAGUUGCCGGUGGAGGGAACGACGAGGACAAGGAAGAAGACGACUGUAGUUCCAACUUGGCAGAUGGUUCCCAGCGAUGCGGUUUGAAACGUAAGAGCGAGGAGUUGGAGAACCAGGGAAACGCCAUGCAGAUAGUGGAGGACCUGUCAAUGUUGCCUGCAAUGUUGCAAACGAACGUGGGGAACCCACCAGUUGCAGUCCCGGCAGCCGUAGCAGCGGGGCCAGUGAAACAAGGCGGUGGAACUGGCAGCGGAGACGGCGACUACCAGCUGGUGCAACAUGAGGUGCUUUGUUCAAUGAAGAACACCUAUGAGGUGCUGGACUUCCUUGGCCGUGGUACCUUUGGUCAGGUGGUCAAAUGCUGGAAACGAGGCACCGGUGAGGUGGUGGCGAUAAAGAUCCUGAAAAAUCACCCAUCCUACGCACGGCAGGGCCAGAUCGAGGUCGGCAUCUUGGCCCGUCUGAGCGGAGAGAACGCAGAUGAGCAUAACCUGGUGCGGGCUUUCGAGUGCUUCCAGCACCGCAAUCAUACCUGCCUGGUGUUCGAGAUGCUUGAGCAGAACCUAUAUGAUUUCCUCAAGCAGAACAAAUUCAGCCCGCUGCCUCUAAAGGUGAUACGGCCCAUUCUUCAGCAAGUGGCUACCGCACUCAAGAAAUUGAAGGCCAUGGGUCUGAUCCAUGCUGAUCUGAAGCCUGAGAACAUUAUGCUUGUGGAUCCUGUUCGACAGCCGUACCGGGUGAAAGUCAUAGACUUCGGUUCCGCCAGCCAUGUCUCCAAAGCCGUUUGCUCCACGUACCUCCAGUCGCGGUACUACAGGGCUCCGGAGAUCAUCCUGGGCCUGCCUUUUUGUGAAGCCAUAGACAUGUGGUCACUGGGCUGCGUGAUAGCGGAGCUGUUCCUGGGCUGGCCCUUGUACCCCGGGGCUCUGGAGUAUGACCAGAUCCGCUACAUCUCCCAGACACAGGGUUUACCUGGAGAGAACCUGCUGAACCUGGGGACCAAGACGUCUCGCUUCUUCUGCAGAGAGUCUGACUCCCCAUACGCUGCAUGGAGACUGAAGUCCACAGAGGAACACGAGGCAGAAACCGGAAUGAAAUCGAAGGAAGCCAGAAAGUAUAUUUUCAGCUGUUUGGAUGAUGUUGCGCAUGUGAAUUUAGUGAUGAAUCUGGAAGGCAGUGACUUGUUGGCUGAGAAGGUGGAUCGUGGAGAGUUUGUGCUCUUGCUAAAGAAGAUGUUAUGGAUCGACUCGGAGAAGAGAAUUGUCCCCAGUGAAGUCCUCAACCAUCCCUUCGUCACCAUGCAGCACCUGCUGGACUUCCCCCACAGCAAUCAUGUGAAGUCGUGUUUCCACAUCAUGGACGUGUGCAGGCCGCGCCCCGGAACCUACGAUGGUGUGAACCGGAACAAAGCCUCGUUCACGAGACCGCCCGCAACCUCGGCGCCCAACCUCCCCGUGCCCUACAGCAAGAUGGCCGCCAUACACACACAACCUUUGGCUCCGUCUGCUCCCUCCGUCAUACAUCCUGCCAUCCCGCUCCAGACAGGAAGUGCUCAGUUUGGGGAUUCCUUUCAGCAAGCCCUCAUCAUCUGCCCUCCAACUCUACAAGGUCUCCCCCCCAACCCCAACAAGCCGACGGGCUACUCGGUGCGAAUGGAGAGCACGGUCCCGCUGGUGACCCAGGCCCCCACCAUCCAGCCUCUGCAGAUCAGACCAGGCGUCAUCACACAGCAAGCCUGGUCCAAUCGGGCCCAACAGAUCCUGGUUCCGGCCUGGCAGCAGGUGACCCCGGUGGCGUCCGAUUCUGUGGCAGGACCACAGAGGCUGGCAGACUGGGGGAAAGUCCGGCCUCACGGAAACCACUACAGCUCCAUCCUGCCCCACCCCCAACCUCUGCUAGCCAAUCACAUGACAGCCAUGUCAGCGCACCAGCCAAUCAGCAUCGGUAUCGCUCACGUGGUGUGGCCGCAGCCGGCGGCUAACAAGAGAAACAAACCCUGCGCUAACAGGACUAACUUCUUACACAACAGCAACACACACACCACCGCGUGCCAUUCCCCAAAGACCACCACCGCUCACAAACGCACAGAGGCUGCCGAGGGUCAGUGUCCCGAGACGGAAGAUUGUGUGGUGGAGGCGGAGUCACAGGCUGAGUCUCAGGAGGAAGAGGAGGAGGAGCCUGCAUGCUGUAAAGUGGAGGUAGAGGUGGAGGCGGAGUCGAACAGACUGGGCGUGUCUGAGACGCAGAGGCAGGCCGUGACGGCCGACACCCCGAGUCCAGCAGGCAGCGUGAUCAGCAUCAGCAGUGAUGAAGAGGAGGAGGAAGAGGAGCCGGAAGCACAGAAGCAUUCAGUAGAGUGUAAAGGCAGUCCGGAGUGUGAGGCAUGUCGGAGUACGCUGAAUAUGGAGCGAGUUUGUUCUCUCAGCAGUCCUGACUCCAGCCUCAGUACCAGUUCAUCAGCAUCAGUACAGUCCAGCACCUCACCCUGCAAGAGACCCAACAGCAUGUCUGAGGACGAGCGAGAGAGCGGCUGCGAUACGGUAGACGGCUCUCCUGCCUCGGACUCGUCGGGUCGAGCGGACAGUCCGUUCCUGGAGAGCAGUUACAUCGCCGAUGGGAAUCAGAACUAUAAAAGCCACGUGAACGCAGAGACGGAGAUGAGCAAAGCCCCUGUACGGACCAUGGUGGUGCCUCCCAUGAGGGUGCAGAAUAACAACAAUGAACCGGCGGCCAGAACGGUCCCGGAGCCGUUGUGUCAGGUGAAAGGUCGCGUCGGUGCCGUCAGACAGCCUCAUCACUCAACCCCGCUCCUGAACCGACCGCAGAAACUCAUCCCUCCAUCCCAGCAGUCACAGCCACCGCCGCCUCCACCACCACCACCUUUUGGGCAGCUCCAGCAUCCCGCUUCGUCCCACACAGAAUGGAACGGCAACUACAGCCACCGGCGGCCUCAGGCUUUCAUCCCCCCCACGGUGCACGGGCACGCCUUCACCCUUCCACACAGCAGCCCCACCCACUCCACGGCCCAUCCCCCCGGCCCGCCCCUGGGCAUCGUCCACCCCCACGCUCAGCCCGCGUUGCUCUCGUACCCGCCUUCGGCUCCUCUGGUGCCCACCGGCCACAUGUCGCACCUCCUGCCCUCGCCCGGUACUACACGGAGCCACGUGCUCCUUUCGCACCCGGCCAGGCACCUGGUGCACCAAGUGAGUGUGGGCAUCAGCGCCCGCCUCUUGCCCUCGCCCACGCUCCACCCUCAGGGCCAAUUCAAACCUCUCUUCCCUUCACACUCGUACAUCGCAUCUCCCGCCUACGCGGGCUUCCCGCUGAGCCCCACCAAACUCAGCCAGUACUCCUACAUCUGACGGCCUCUGGGUGCGGGCAGCACGUCCGCCCCCGCCCCCGGUCUGGGGGUGUCUCACAGGAACCACACGUCAUCCGGAUUUCAUGCCCAAAGCCAUGGCACAAACAAGAACCCAAACAAGCUGUUUUUUUUGUUUUUGUGAACCACGUCAACUCGGGUGCAAUCGAACUUUAAUCGAGCUUUAAAAAAAAAAAAAAGAACGAAUGUUUUUCGAAGGUAUUUCGCAAGUCGGUGAAGAACGCAAAGAGGAAAAAGCAAGUAUGGAUGAAAAAAAAGACAAUGUGUUUUGCACAUUUUCUACAACUUCUUGUCAGAUUUUCAAACGAAGCACUCCUCCAAACAGGUGAAUAAAAAGGAGGCGCAAAAAGAAAAAAUCA